UCUGACGGAACAUUGGAAACUAGUAGGCUAAUACAUUUUCCAAACAUGAUAUCCGUGAUAAUAGACACCACUCUCGUUGAUCUUUUUGAUCAAAAGAGAAAAAAACUUAAACAGAGGAAAAUUAGAAAUAUUUUCGUUUCAACAAUUGACAUUUUUGAGGCUGCAGACAUUACUGGAGACUGAUUUUAUGGAGACAGCUUGCCGCCCAAUGCACUGAACCGUGCAAGAAGAUCUAAGGCUAAGUCUGCACUUCAAGUAAAUGAAGUGCUAUCUUUUUAAAUUUGUACCUUUUUUUUUAAACUGUGUUCUACUAUAAAAGUAACGAAAGACAAAACCAGAAUGACUACUAGAUCUACUGACAAAGUAUCUUUGAAAUCUCCUGUCCGACACUUCGCAGAUAUAUUUGAUGUUGUUCCAGCUCACUCUCAGUGUGUGUCUCCAAUUUUAUCAACUCAAUUUGAUAGAUCUGAAGCUAAUGACUCCCCAGUUAAACUCAGAAAAAUCUCAAAAAUCUUUUCUCAUGCAGCAGCAAAGGUGAGACAGGAAGGCAGGAAACUAAGAAAAGUGAUCUCUGCCAUUGAAGAGCCUGACUGCAGAAAAAGAAUGAAUGCAACAGACAAUGACAAGCAGACAAUAAAUAAUGCAAGAAAUCCGUGUCUGCUUCCAAGGUCCCCCUUUUUCCUUGUGCAUGAACUUUUAUAUCAUAAUCCUUGGCAACUUCUAGUAGCUACGAUAUUGUUGGAGAAUACCACAGCUCAUCAGAAAGUUGUUCCUGUGGUUUGGAAAAUUUUAAACCAUUGGCCGACUCCAGAGUUAGCAUCCCAAGCUGACCUGAAUCAAGUGGCUCAUUUUAUAUUUCCCAUUGGUCACAAUUAUCAAAAAGCUGAGGCCAUCAUUAACUUUUCAAAUGAUUACUUGACCAAGAAGUGGACAUAUCCAAUAGAGCUGAAAGGGAUCGGACCAUAUGGCAAUGAUUCUUACAGGAUAUUUUGUAUGAACGAAUGGUUGCAGGUUGAACCAUCUGAUAAGAAGUUGAAACGUUACUGUCAUUGGUUAAAGUCAAAUAGUGAACGAUUUGGUUUGAUGCCUAUCAAAUAAGUUGAGCACUGCUGUGUUGAUGGACACAGAAUCUUUAGAAGUUGCAACACCAGUCUGCAAGUCCUUAGAGAUUGUUGAGUUGUUUUAUUGUGAACUUGCUCCUAUUUGAUAUGUCUACUUUCUCUGAAUGUUUGUCUUCCUAUGUUUUCAUAUUUUCUAGUCCAUUAUUUAUCACAUUUGACAAUAUUUUAAGUUGUUAUAUAAAUCAAUUGCUGGCAGCUGACGUGAUCAUUGUUCUUUUAUUUUUAAUUUUUUUAAAUCAAAUUUAUCUUAUAUAAUACAGACGUUACUUCAAAAAAGAAGAUGAUUUAUGUUAUAAUGAAAUUGUGAAAUCAUCAGUUUUUUUUGUUUUUUUUUGGAUUUGACUAUUUUCUUAAAGCAGUGCUUUAAUUUUAUUUCAUUGGCGAGCUGUCAUUACUGUUACUUUACUGUGUUUUAACAUGAACACAAAUUAUGAAUGAGAAUUCUUUUCAAAACCCUUUUUUUGGUUUUAUUUUUGUCUAUACAUGUUGGGAGCAAUAAAAUCCUCUGAUAAUGUAAAGGUGAAGUAUGGUAAGCAGAUGAGUCUCUGAGAAUGUUUGAUUCUUGAUAUUCAAAUGGAAAUUGAAAAUGUUUGUGUUUUUUUUUAAAACAGACUUCUGCACUAUGUCAUUAUAUAUACCUAUACCUUUAAGUUGUGAAUGAUAAUGAGGCAGCCUUACUAAAUCUGGACAUCUUACUGUUCAUUAAAAUUUAAUUCAAGGCUGUAAAAAAAAAUGUUUUUUUAAUCAAGCAUGUAGUUGAGCUUGAUUUUUUUUUACCUCAGAUCUGCUGUCCACCGCUUUGAAGUCUGUAUUUUAUUUAUUUGUUUUAUAUUGAUUGUAUUUUUUAUUCUUUUUGGUUAAAUUGCCUGAAAACACGUCCAUUUAGUAUUUGAUUUGUUAAACAAAUGUAACAAAUAGGGUACAUUUAUUAAUGUUUGGUUGCCAGAUGUACAAAUACAUUUGAAAUUUCUAUUGUACACUGCUAAACAAUACAGUUUGAUAUUUAAACAUGCAAGCUUGACUGACUAAAUUUCCUUAUAAAGACAAUUGAAAGUAGUCUUUAAAAAGGCCAAACAGUGGUUCUAAAUGUUAAAACUCUGUAUGAUUAUUAACUUGGUCACAAUUAUUUUGAUUUAGCAGCUAUAUUUAUCAAUCAUUAUGGUUUAAGGAAAUUACAAUUUAAAUGUCUAGGUAUUUUCUUUGAUUUUUGUUUUAAUUCUCAGACACGGACAAAAUUUGUUGAAAAAUAACUUUUCUUUUGCAUAUGUCAAAGUGAGCAGAAGUCUGCUUCAUAAGAUUUUGUUUUGUGCAGAUUGGUUUGUAUUUUUUAGAGCUGUUCUUUCAUUCCAAGAAAUCUGUUUGAUCAAACAACUCAAGCAGCUCAUUUCAAAUUGUUUUUUAAUUAUUACACACAAAAAAAGGUGCACAAAUGCUAUGUUUUGUUUCUUUUUAUCUUGUGAUCACUUAGUUUGAUUGUUUUAUUGAUUGCUUAUUGGUAUUUUUAAAAUAUGAUAUAUUAAUUACAAAUUUAAACACAGAAUUUAUGAAAAUGUUUUUUAUUUCCUAUGAGCUAUAUUCGCCUUCACAGCA
This is a messenger RNA of Biomphalaria glabrata, 2711 nucleotides long. RefSeq names its product methyl-CpG-binding domain protein 4-like. Bases 340 to 1098 code for a protein of 252 amino acids. NCBI's taxonomy places the organism in Eukaryota, Metazoa, Mollusca, Gastropoda, Planorbidae. The record is from RefSeq and is a predicted model, not a curated record. Gene Ontology annotation, cellular component: nucleus. Gene Ontology annotation, molecular function: catalytic activity; DNA binding. Gene Ontology annotation, biological process: DNA repair. The transcript is spliced from 6 exons.